Molecule: messenger RNA, 3366 nt
Organism: Cornus florida
Lineage: Eukaryota; Viridiplantae; Streptophyta; Magnoliopsida; Cornales; Cornaceae
Exons: 18
Coding region: 82-2994 (970 amino acids)
Molecular function (GO): RNA binding
Source: RefSeq, a predicted model, not a curated record
CAGCUUUAAAGCCCCGCGACGUACGCUAAAGCCCCAAAUCCUCCUCCUCCUCCUCCUCCUCCACCGCCGGCGGCUGCUCACAUGGGGAAGAAGAAAACGACGACGGAAGAGGGUGGCAAAAGCGAUCACUGUCCUUCCACUGUCUUCGUCGCCAACUUGCCCUACUCUUUCACUAACUCUCAGCUCGAAGAAACAUUCAGUGAUGUAGGCCCGAUUAGGCGAUGCUUUAUGGUUACUCAGAAAGGGUCAACUGAACACCGUGGCUUUGGUUUUGUUCAUUUUGCUGUUAGUGAAGAUGCAAACCGUGCUAUUGAGCUGAAAAAUGGUUCACCUGUUGGUGGUCGGAAAAUUGGAGUUAAACAUGCCAUGCAUCGUGCUUCUCUCGAGCAGCGUCGAUCAAAAGGAACUCAAGUGGUUCGCUCAGAUUCUAAUACUACUACAAAGAAUGACAAGGGUGGCUUUUCCAUCGAAGCAAUCAAGCAUGAACAGGCUUCAAACCAUCAAGAAAUAGAUAAAUAUUUGGAACCCAGGAAAGAAACAAAGCUUUGCAAGGAUGUAGCUGAUGAAAAAAAUUGUUCAGAAAAGCAGAGGGUUGCUAGGACAGUCAUAUUUGGUGGGCUUCUUAAUGCUGAUAUGGCGGAGAAUGUUCAUCGUCAUGCUAGAGAAUGUGGGACUGUCAUUUCUGUAACUUACCCUCUUCCAAAAGAAGAUUUUGAACACCAUGGGCUUGCUCAAGACGGUUGCAAAAUGAAUGUUUCAUCUCUACUUUAUACGAGUGUCAAAUCAGCUCGUGCUUGUGUUGGGAUGUUACACCAAAAAGAGAUUAGUGGGGGACUUGUUUGGGCGCGCCAGCUUGGUGGAGAGGGAUCGAAGACUCGGAAAUGGAAAAUCAUAGUUAGAAAUCUUCCUUUCAAGGCUAAAGUUAAUGAGAUAAAAGAUAUGUUCUCAUCAGCAGGCUUUGUAUGGGAUGUAUUUAUUCCACAAAAUACUGAGACAGGGUUAUCCAAAGGAUUUGCAUUUGUUAAAUUCACUUGCAAGCAAGAUGCUGAAAAUGCCAUCCAGAAGUUCAAUGGGAAGAUUUUUGGUAAAAGACCAAUUGCAGUUGAUUGGGCUGUUCCGAAGAAAAUUUUUGCGACUGGUGCUCAUACUGUUGUUCCUUUGAAAGAUGGACAACAGAGUGGACGUGACAGAGAAGGUGAUAGUAGUAGUGAUGAUAGUGAUGAUUUGGAGGAUCAUGAUGCUGACAUUGAUGGAAAGCCUCAACAAUUUCAUGGGGAUGUGGUUCCUCCAGAAGAGACUGAUACAAUUAAGAAAGAAGUCAUCUCAACUGAAAUAGAUUUUGACGAGGAAGCGGAUGUCACAAGAAAAGUUCUUAAGAACUUGAUCUCCUCUUCGGCUAAAGGAAAACCUACUCUCAGUGAUAAUUCUCCCCUACCCAUGAGAAACAAGGAUGGCAAAGCCAUUGAUCUACAUAACAAGACAUCUGAUGAGUCUGCUAGUGUAUUAGGUAUAGCAAAGCGUGGAAGCUCUGGCACAAGUGAACCAACGGAUCUAAAACCGGAAGAAGGAGAAGAUGACUUGCGGAGAACAAUUUUUAUAAGAAACCUUCCUUUUGAUAUUGAUAAUGAAGAAGUGAAACAACGUUUUUCUGGUUUUGGAGAAGUGCAAUCCUUCGUCCCAGUUCUUCAUCAAGUCACCAAGCGGCCAAGAGGAACUGGUUUUCUCAAAUUUAAAACAGUGGAUGCUAUUGAUGCUGCAUUUUCAGCAGCCAAUGAUGCAGCUGGAUUGGGAAUCUUCCUAAGAGGUAGGCAAUUGAAAGUCUUGAAGGCUUUGGACAAGAAAUCUGCUCAUGAUAAGGAAGUGGAGAAGACCAAAAAGGAGGAUCAUGAUCACAGGAACCUUUACCUCGCAAAGGAAGGUCUUAUUGUUGAGGGGACUCCGGCUGCUGAAGGUGUUUCCACUAGUGAUAUGUUGAAGCGCCAAAUGCUGGAAAAGAAAAAGACGACUAAGUUUCAAUCUCCAAAUUUCCACAUUUCAAGGAUUAGACUCAUUAUAUACAAUAUACCGAAGUCAAUGACUGAAAAACAACUUAAAAAGCUUUUAAUAGAUGCCGUUACCUCUCGAGCUACCAAGCAAAAACCUGUAAUUCGGCAGAUAAAGUUUUUGAAGGAUUCAAAGAAAGGAAAGAUCGUCACAAAUAACUAUUCACGCGGAGUUGCUUUUGUUGAGUUUACAGAGCAUCAACAUGCACUUGUAGCUCUGAGAGUUCUCAACAAUAACCCUGAAACUUUUGGUCCUGAGCAUCGCCCCAUUGUCGAGUUUGCUGUUGAUAAUGUCCAAAGGUUGAAGCUCCGUAAAGAUAAGCUCCAAAAUCAGCAACAAGGUUCUGGCAAAGGUGCAGAAAAUGAGCAGCAGAAUAAUGACUCGCAUAUCCCUGAAGAGCACCCAAUCAAGAAUUCAAGAAAGCGUCAAUCAAACGGUGACAUUGUAUCACCGAGAACUUCAGAAACUAAAAGGGAAGAUGAAUCAGGAAGUAGGGUAUUUGAAGGAGCUGCUACUGGAGAAGGCAGGGCUACCAAGAAGCAGAGGAGUAACUCAACUGGCGGAAGCGAGAAAUUGUCUCCACUAAAGGAGAAGUUCGAAGGCUCAAAACAGAAGCUAAAAAAUCGUCAAGAAGGAAGAAAACCUGAUGGUAGAAAAUCACUGAAAGGUGAAAGCACCCCAAUUAAUGUCCAAUCCAAAUAUAUGGAGCAAGAAGACGUGCGAUUGAGAAAGAGGAAGAUGGAAAAUCGAACAGGAGGACAGAAAGAAGAUACAAGCUCAAAGAAAAGAAAUAAGACUAAAAAGAAUAAAGACCCUUUGGGGCGAGAUGAUGCGGAUAAACUUGAUGUGCUGAUCGAACAAUAUAGAUCGAAGUUUUCACAGCGAAGUUCUGAUAAAACUAAUGACGAGAAGCAAGGUACUAAACAGAUUAGGAGAUGGUUCCAAUCAUAACAUGGUUACAGUUUUGUAGCUUGAUAAUCGCGGUCUUUUAUUCUAUAAGAGGAUCUGCUGAUGCGUGUACUUUUCACUUGGUGCAUUUCAAAAUUUUGAGUAGUUUUGGAACUUUGCAAAGACACAAUAUAUUGUGAAAGUUGGGAAUCCAAGCCCUCCUACAACAUUUGUUAGAGAAAGAUGUCGAAAAGAGAGUGAAUAGUUGGGACCACUGUAGCUAAUUGUCUUUUGACAUUAUUGUAGCCAUUGGAUCAUUACCAAUUUGAGAAGAGUUAGGGUCUUAUCAUAGACUUUGUCGGAGAGAGAGGAUCACACAUUUGAUAAGUGCUCUUUUGUUUUAUAUUAUAAAUAUGUCAUUCAAAUUGCUGUGGA